AUGGGGACGGAGGUUUUGUACUCACAAGAUUUGUUGGCCCAGCGCCUCCACAUCGCUCCGCCGCAUUUCCACCACCGGAGAAAUUUUUCCUCGCAGGCGAAUUUCUCCAAUUCGGUCGUCAAUCGGCGCUCGUGCAGCAACAACAACAGGAAGACGUUUCCCCAAUCCGACAAGAGAAAAUCUAACGAAGCAAAAGGAGCGCGGAAGGAAGGCGGCGGGGUGAGGAUUAUGCGGAGGGGCCAAUCGCUGAGCUGCAUUUCUGCCAAAUUGAGCGGCGGCGAUGCGAGAUCUGUUUCUCCGCCGGCGGCAGAUGAUAUGACGGUGGGACGGAUGAGGCCGGAAAGGAUGCCGCUGCCGCUUCUCGAAGUUUAUGCCGGAUCUGCGUUUUCGCUGUCGCCAUCUCCUCGAUCUCUACCUUUACCUUCUUUUUUCAACAAGAAUCUCAAUCCUUCCGAUGAUCCAGCCACCAGGGAUCUGCGCCGAUUGCUUCGUCUUGAUUGA
Molecule: messenger RNA, 501 nt
Organism: Salvia hispanica
Lineage: Eukaryota; Viridiplantae; Streptophyta; Magnoliopsida; Lamiales; Lamiaceae
Source: RefSeq, a predicted model, not a curated record